UCUCAUUUCUGGCCAUUGCCCCACCGCCGGGUGCAUAUUACUAAGAGAAGACUCGCCGCCAAGGAGAAAUUGAGCGCGGAGCAAAAGCUUGAGCCGAAGGACAGAGAGAAAUCAUGCAUUACAAGAAAGAACCCUGCAGAAAUUUUCAGCGUGGCAGUUGUCAAUAUGGUGAAAGGUGCAAGUUUCUCCACGUCACUCAGCAACCACAGAAACCGAGUAACUUUGGCUCUGGGAUGCAAACAAGUUCACAGCAACAGCAAAAACCUAAUCCCUUUGGAUUUGGAGUUCAUAGUACUGGUCAAUCUAAAGCAGCUGUUGAUUCUGGAUCCAAACAAAACCAAUAUAAGCUAUAUGAUAACAAAUGGACUCGUUCUUCCACACCUACUGGAAAUGCUCCUUCUCGAAAACCAGACAAUCAGCCCGCAUCAGCUAAUCACAUAUGCACAGAUGGGGAGUCUUGCAAGCGCCAAAUUGCUGAAGAUUUUCAAAAUGAGAGGCCAUUAUGGAAACUGACAUGCUAUGGCCACAGUAAAAGUCAACCUUGUGACAUUGUUGGUGAUGUUAGUUAUGAAGAACUACGGGCGAUUGCGUAUGAUGAAGCCAAACGAGGGAUAAGCUUGCAAUCAAUUGUUGAAAGGGAGAGAAAUUUACUUAAUUCUAAGUUAGCUGAGUUUGAGAGCCUUCUUCAUAAGCCAUAUGUAACACCAUCAAAUCGUGCUUCUGGCAACCAAAGCUCACUGAUAGUAACUAAUUCUCUUUCAAUUCAACCAAGUUCUCAAAAUAGCGGUCCUCCUUCAUUGUCAAGUUUUAGCCAGUUGGGUGCAUCACUUAAUACGGGAUUUGGUGCAAGGCCCUCUAACCCACCUAAUAAUGCUUUUGGCCAGCCAGUUCAAUUUUCAAGCUCCCCUGAAAAUUCGAGUGCCUUUGGAGCAACCAAUUUUCCAUCAACAAAUGCCGGUGCAGUUGGAGGUGUAUUUGGUAGCCAAGUUCCUAGCCAAACAUUUGGAAACUCUACCCUAAGUGGUUUCAAUAACAGUGGCAUAACAAAUGCUGGAAGCAAUCUUCUUUCCUCUCCAGCGAUCCCAACAAAGUUCCCCUCAACAGAUGCUGGUGGACAAAUUCUGUCAAAUGCCCAAUUGGUAAAUAAGUUACAGCAGGAAAAUAGUUCUGUGGAUGUCAGCAUUUGGUUGAAAGAGAAAUGGGUUCCUGGAGAGAUACCAGAAGUGGCACCUCCAGAUGCAGUUGUUCAAUAGCCCAUACUUUUGAGGACAACGAUAUAUUAGAUCCAAGGAAGCUCAACUUUUGUUAUAGAACUAGCCUCUUGUUUGUUAUACCUGUACACGGAGCCUCUUGUUUGUUAUACUAGCAGAUGGAGCAGUCAUGACAAUCAAAACGAGGUCUAAGAAUGAAGAAUGAGGCGAUUGAUAAGGUAAUGAUCUGACUUUUGUAGUUUUAGACACUGAGAAUGGUAGGCCUACGACUUGUAAAGCCGUUGGAGAAGUAUUUUGAGGGUUGCUGAAUUCUUUCCAUUCUCAACGAAAUCGAAGUCAUGUAAGAAUAACUUUUUCUAUUGUGAAUUUUUGUUUGAAUUGACAGGGGCGCUAUUAAGGUA
Molecule: messenger RNA, 1612 nt
Organism: Cucurbita moschata (crookneck pumpkin)
Lineage: Eukaryota; Viridiplantae; Streptophyta; Magnoliopsida; Cucurbitales; Cucurbitaceae
Product: zinc finger CCCH domain-containing protein 16
Exons: 11
Coding region: 114-1253 (379 amino acids)
Molecular function (GO): metal ion binding
Source: RefSeq, a predicted model, not a curated record